Messenger RNA from Lithohypha guttulata, 831 nucleotides. RefSeq lists its product as uncharacterized. The record is from RefSeq and is a predicted model, not a curated record. Lineage: Eukaryota; Fungi; Ascomycota; Eurotiomycetes; Chaetothyriales; Trichomeriaceae. Gene Ontology annotation, cellular component: peroxisomal matrix. The transcript has 4 exons. Gene Ontology annotation, biological process: fatty acid beta-oxidation. Bases 1 to 831 code for a protein of 276 amino acids.
AUGGCUCAAAAAUACAACGACAUCAUCUUUGAGGUUAAGGAGAAGAUAGGCAUCAUCAAGCUAAACCGGCCCAAAUCGCUCAAUGCAUUCGGCGGAACUUUGGUUAUGGAUAUCAUCGCAGCUCUAAGAGAGCUUAAUGAGCAUCCAGAUACUGUCUUCACAGUACUUACGGGCGAAGGCCGUUUCUUCUCAUCAGGCGCAGACAUCAAAGGUGUCGCCGGAAGCAACGAAGAGCAAUACAAAAACGACGCCGAGAAAAAGGUCGCAUUCAUGUCUCGGUUCUCAUAUGCUAUCGAAUUACUCCGCUCGAUCAUCGACCACAAGAAAGUCGUCAUUCUGGCACUGAACGGUCCAGGGGUCGGUGGAGGUGCAGCUUGGUUUCAAGGCGUCGCAGAUAUCGUGUUGGCCGCUGAAGGAGCAUGGCUCCAAGUACCAUUCAACGCGCUGGGCCUUGUACCUGAAAACGGAAGUGCAAUCAACCUGGCCCAAAGCAUGGGCGUUCAUCGAGCUAACGACUUCUUGAUGUUUGGACGGAAAUGUACGGUGGAGGAAUUGGAGCAAUGGGGGCUGGUCAAUCGCAUUUUCCCAAAGGAAAACUUCCAGGAGUCUGUCGUCAAGUUUCUCGAGGAGCAGCUUGAGGUCAAUGAUGGAAAAAGCAUGAUGGAGACGAAGAGGUUGCAGAACGCGCCGAGAAGGGCGGAGAGGAUGAUGGCUGUAUUCGAUGCUAUGGAGGCCCUGGCAGAAAGAUUUGUUGAAGGUGCUCCAGCGCAGAGAUUCAAAGACAAGGUCGCUCUUCUGAGUUCUAAAUCUAAGGAUCGAAGCAAGCUUUAA